Messenger RNA from Halichondria panicea, 507 nucleotides. Its product is annotated as protein chibby homolog 1-like. Lineage: Eukaryota; Metazoa; Porifera; Demospongiae; Suberitida; Halichondriidae. The coding region runs from base 1 to 405 and encodes 134 amino acids. The transcript is spliced from 2 exons. The record is from RefSeq and is a predicted model, not a curated record.
AUGCCAUUAUUCUCUCGGUCCUCAUUCAGAACUCCCAAGAAGCCACCCAGGAGAAAGGCUGACUCCCUGCCCAAUAUCUCUGCUCUGGAUGACUCGUUCAAUUUCACCUCCGAUAGCAUGGUCAGCAUGACCUCGGGUGCUGUACCCGCAGUCUCUAUGAAGCUGGGGGACCAGGAGAUCUUCUUUGAGAAAGGAGAGUGGGUCUCAAGUGGUGGAGGCAAAGGUCCUGGUUCAAGGGACUUUGUUCGGCUGCAGAAACAGAAUGUGCAGCUGAGUGAAGAGAACAACCUGCUUAAGUACAAGGUGGAACUGUUGUUGGACAUGUUAGCAGCUAGUAAUGCUGACUUCCUGGUCAUGCAGAAAGAGGUCGAAGCACUCAAGAAAUCACAAACUAAAAAGAGGUAGCUAUAAUAAUAGAACUCAUAAAUUAUUUUUAAUUUCCAAUUUACACAUUUUAAUCCACUACACACAUACACGCAGUUUAUUAUUCUCAUGGUCAUUUACCAG